AUGGCGACCCAAUCUAGAUCACAAAUACCCCAGAUUCAUCUUCUCUUCAUGGACGAUGACUACGGACGCGCCUUUAAUGCUGCCAAAAGCGAGUAUCCCCUCCCUCCGUCAGUCGACAUCACGGUGCAUGAAAGUCGGCUUGCUGAUUUACCAGCGUCCAUCACAUUUGAUGCAAUUGUUUCUCCAGCGAACUCUUACGCUAGGCUUGAUGGUGGCUUUGACGAUGCCCUGUCUAGGGCAUUCUCCCCUAAGGAGGAUUAUCUCGCCUUGACCAAGCAUGCUCAACAAGCUGUCUACACGGAAUGGAGAGGGUUCGCUCCUCCAGGGACUUGCACGAUUAUCGACCUCAAGACUGAGAGCCUCAAAGACGAACCAUGGGGCUGCCGAUACUUGGCUUUAUGUCCCACCAUGAAGAUCCCUCAAAAGGUGACCUGGGAUAGAGAAGUCGUCUAUGAAUGCAUCUGGUCACUCCUGGCAUCGGUAAGCAAGCACAAUGUGUCGGUUGGAAAGCCUGGAUCAGAGCAUUGGCGUCAAAUCAAUUCCAUCCUGAUGACACCACUUGCUACUGGGUACGGUGGUUGGAGUGGUGCUAGAUGGGCUGCACAGCUACUUCUGGCCAUACGGCAUUUCAUCGAGGCCACAGAGCGGGCGGAGAAAUGGGGUGUGAUGGACCCGAUCAUCAUCAUGAAGUUCGCCGAAGAGAUGCGUAAGACAUAUGAGCUGUAG
Messenger RNA from Exophiala bonariae, 726 nucleotides. RefSeq lists its product as uncharacterized. The transcript has a single exon. Lineage: Eukaryota; Fungi; Ascomycota; Eurotiomycetes; Chaetothyriales; Herpotrichiellaceae. The record is from RefSeq and is a predicted model, not a curated record. The coding region runs from base 1 to 726 and encodes 241 amino acids.